AUGGGUUCCUGUGUAUCCUCCAAAAGCUAUACAAAAGACACAAAAAGCUCUAGCAAAAAAGAAGAAAAAGAAAAGAAAAGCAUUGCAAAGGAAAAACGAAUUGUAAUAGCUAAGAAAAUCAAAAAUGCGCCUAUCCUCAAACUUGAAGAUAAUGAGCUUUAUGCGAAAAGGAAAAAGCCAUAUUUAGCCAGUCGUGUAAAAAGCGAACUCAGCACAGAACUUUGUGCAGAGCUUACAAAAAUCAGCACAGCUUGUUUUAAUGACAAGGUGUCCCCUUUAUGUAUUUAA
Molecule: messenger RNA, 288 nt
Organism: Blepharisma stoltei
Lineage: Eukaryota; Ciliophora; Heterotrichea; Heterotrichida; Blepharismidae
Source: the annotation of a GenBank genome assembly